Molecule: messenger RNA, 303 nt
Organism: Rotaria sp. Silwood1
Lineage: Eukaryota; Metazoa; Rotifera; Eurotatoria; Philodinida; Philodinidae
Source: the annotation of a GenBank genome assembly
AUGGAUCCUUAUAAUUAUGGUUUAAUGGCUCCAAAUAUUCAUGGCCCAUUGUAUGAAUCAUGUCGAUGUCAUGCAUUACUUUGUUGGCAAAUAUCCCCAUCAACCUUACCUGUUAAUAUAAAUUCACGUGAAGACUUAAAUAGUUUAUCAGGUCAUAUAUUUGAAAUAGAACAAUUAGCAUAUAGAUGUUUAUUAUGUAAAACAUCUUAUUCAACAAUAUUUGAAUAUGUAAAACAUAGAAAAGAUGAAAAUCAUUUAAAAAGACGUUCAAAUUCAAAAAUUGAAGAGAAUAAUUCACAUUAA